This is a messenger RNA of Malassezia pachydermatis, 285 nucleotides long. RefSeq lists its product as hypothetical. The transcript is spliced from 3 exons. The record is from RefSeq and is a predicted model, not a curated record. Lineage: Eukaryota; Fungi; Basidiomycota; Malasseziomycetes; Malasseziales; Malasseziaceae. The coding region runs from base 1 to 285 and encodes 94 amino acids.
AUGCCUACGUUGGGUGACUGGAUUGGUCUCAUUCUGAUUAGUGCUUUGGUGUACGCGAUUUAUACGGGUCUUCAACACUCAGGAGACGCCAAGCAGGCUAUGAAGGAUAAGCUGCAGUCCUUGGAGGCCAAAGGUGUCUCCAUCUCGUCGGAUGGCAUCUCUAUUCGAUCCACACGGCCAGCACUGGAUCGGGACGCAUAUGUUGAUGCCACCAAGGAGCGUGUUGACAAAGGCCGCGCUUUCUUGCAACAGCAUGGAUCCUUCAACACUGCCAAGCAGCCCUAA